This is a messenger RNA of Poecilia reticulata (guppy), 784 nucleotides long. NCBI's taxonomy places the organism in Eukaryota, Metazoa, Chordata, Actinopteri, Cyprinodontiformes, Poeciliidae. The record is from RefSeq and is a predicted model, not a curated record.
UGGCACGCGGUCUGUUCUGUUGAAUGUUUCUCUAAAAUAUCUUCAGUCCAGCUUUAACGAGUUUAUCAACGAGCGGUUAACUGCUGCUGAAGAAACAUUCACAGAGUUUAAAGAAAUACCCGUCAAGUCGGAGGAAGAGAUGGACGAUCAGCGCAGACUGCUGGAUUUCUCCCGGACUCCCCAGAUAAUCUUACACCGGAUAGAUUCCCUGUGGUGUAACAUUUAUAACCAGGAGAGGAGAUCCACUCUGGACCAGGAGGAGUUAAAACCUCUGCAGGUGAAACAACAGGAAGAAUCAGAAGAUCAUCAGAUAAAAGAAGAGCAGGAAGAUCUAGAACAUCAGCAGAUAAAAGAAGCGCAGGAGGAUCUAGAACAUCAGAUAAAAGAAGAGCAAGAGGAUCUAGAACAUCAGCAGAUAAAAGUGGAAGAGAAAGAAGUUUACUGCAGUCAGGAUGAAGAACAGGUUGAGUUAAAACAGGAGACUGAUACCUGCAUGGUGGUUCCUGUUGAUAAACAAAGGAACCAAGUCAUCUUCCAGGAAGCUGCUGAAGCUGAGAUCCAAAAUCAGGAAAGAAGAAAACGUUCCUUAUGUGUGACCUGUGGAAAAACUUUUAGUAGAAAACAUUUAGCUCAGCACAUGAGGAUUCACACUGGUGAAAAGCCGUUUUCAUAUGUGGACUGUGGAAAAGUCUCAACAAAUGGAGGUGGAGCUCAUCGCGGCGGCACGGAGCUGGUAGACCAGUUUCUGCGUGCGACGAACGAAGUUGUUAAAUCCCAUCGCUAA